Symbiodinium necroappetens is the source of this 684-nucleotide messenger RNA. The record is from the annotation of a GenBank genome assembly. NCBI's taxonomy places the organism in Eukaryota, Dinophyceae, Suessiales, Symbiodiniaceae.
AUGGCCAUCUGCCGGGCGGCAGCUGCAUGCAAGAAUCAGACGCUCUACCAACGAGUGGCGGAGCUUUCAGGGAAGCCGACGGACAAGUUUGUGCUCCCUGUGCCUGCCUUCAAUGUCAUUAAUGGCGGGAGCCACGCGGGCAACGGGUUGCCGGUGCAGGAGUUCAUGAUCCUUCCCGUGGGCGCCAGCAGCUUCAGAGAAGCCAUUCAGAUCGGAGCAGAGGUCUACCACAACCUUAAGAAGGUCAUCCAGGAGAAGUACGGCCAAGAUGCCACCAAUGUGGGCGACGAAGGUGGUUUUGCUCCUAACGUCCUCGAGAGCGACGAAGCCCUGCAGGUGCUGAUGACAGCAAUCGAAAAGUCUGGCCAUGCUGCAAAAGUCAAGCUUGGCACGGAUGUAGCAGCUUCAGAGUUCUACGAUGCAAAGGAGAAGAAGUAUGACCUCUACUGGAAGGACAAAGACAAGAAGGGGCAGAAGCUCAUGUCUACCGCAGAGCUGGCAGAGUACUUCAAGGGAUGGACCGAGAAGUAUCCAAUGGUCUCCAUAGAAGAUCCCUUCGACCAGGACGACUGGGACGGCUACAAGCCAUUCACUGCGGCGAUCGGAGACAAGGUCCAAGUCGUGGGCGAUGAUCUGCUGGUCACCAACCCGAAGCGUAUUGGCAAGGCUGUGGAGGACGGCGAU